This is a messenger RNA of Ilex paraguariensis (yerba mate), 1561 nucleotides long. The record is from the annotation of a GenBank genome assembly. NCBI's taxonomy places the organism in Eukaryota, Viridiplantae, Streptophyta, Magnoliopsida, Aquifoliales, Aquifoliaceae.
CAAUGGCAACAGUUGGUAAGCCGCAUGCAGUUUGUAUACCAUAUCCAGCUCAAAGCCAUAUAAAAGCAAUGCUGAAACUAGCAAAGCUACUCCAUCAUAAAGGUUGUCAUGUGACUUUUGUCAACACAGAGUUCAACCACAAACGAUUCCUCAAAUCUGGAGGACCUAAUUUUCUAAAUGGCUUACCGGAUUUCAGAUUUGAAAGCAUCCCCGACGGCCUUCCUCCAUCAGACAUUGACGUUGCCCAAGAUAUCCCUUCUCUUUGUCUGUCAGUGAGGAAAUAUUGUUUGGCUCCAUUUGUUGAUCUCCUCUCAAAACUUAGUGAUAGCACAUCUCUGAACAUCCCUCGAGUGACCAGCAUCGUCUCCGAUGGUUUUAUGACAUUCACCAUAGACGCCGCUGAAGAACUCGGAGUCCCCAUAAUACAGUUCUGGACACUCUCUGCAUGUGGUUUCAUGGGGUUUUAUCAACUUCACAAUCUCUUGGAAAAAGGUUUUACACCUCUUAAAGAUGCAAGCUAUCUGACUAAUGGGUACUUGGACACCGUUAUAGAUUGGAUUCCAGGUAUGAAAGGUAUACGUCUGAAGGAUAUUCCUUCCUUUGUACGAACAACUGAUCAGAAUGAACCAACAUUUAACUUCGUCAUGGAAGCUGCACAAAGGUGUUCUAAAGCUUCAGCUAUUAUUGUUCAAACUUUUGAUGCAUUAGAGCCAGAACUUGUAGAUGCUCUCUCUUUUAUGUUUUCCCAUGUUUAUACCAUUGCCCCUCUGCAAUUAUUUCUGAAUCAAAUAGCCAAAGAAGAUGGUCUGAAUUCCAUUGGAUACAGUCUAUGGAAAGAAGAUUCAAAGUGUUUGCAAUGGCUCAACUCCAAGGAAACCAACUCUGUGGUUUAUGUGAAUUUCGGUAGCAUUACAGUCAUGCCCCUGCAAUUAUUAGUGGAGUUUGCCUGGGGACUUGCUAAUAGUAACCACUACUUCCUGUGGAUAAUUAGGCCAGGUUUGGUCAUGGGUGAUUCAGCAAUCCUGCCGCCUGAAUUCAUGGCUGUAACGACAGAAAGAGGUUUUAUAACAAGCUGGUGCCCACAAGAGCAAGUCCUUAACCACCCAUCAGUUGGGGGGUUCUUAACCCAUGGUGGAUGGAAUUCAACUAUUGAGGGCUUGUCCAACGGAGUGCCCAUGAUUUGCUGGCCAUUUUUUGCUGAUCAACAGACAAAUUGUAGGUACAUGUGCACUAAAUGGAACAUUGGCAUGGAGAUUGAUAAUGAUGUCAAGAGAGAUGAAGUGGAGAAGCUUGUAAGACAGUUAAUGGAGGGAGAGCAUGGCAAGAGAAUGAAAAACGAGGCUUUAGAGUGGAAGAGGCUGGCAGAAAAGGCUACAAGUUUAGAUGGGUCAUCCUCUCUAAAUUUAGACGAUAUGAUCAGCAAAUUUGUACUACCAAGAAACUAGUUUUUUUCAAUUUGAAUGUGGAUGAUAUAUCAGUCAUCUUCUUGUGCCCACUCCGAAUUUGAAAUAAACUUGUUGCAAAAGCAGCAUUAAUUAUUAUUAGGAAUAAUUGCAAUGGC